This is a messenger RNA of Carlito syrichta (Philippine tarsier), 1016 nucleotides long. RefSeq names its product endothelin receptor type B (gene EDNRB). Gene Ontology annotation, cellular component: membrane. The annotation marks the transcript as partial. The transcript is spliced from 6 exons. NCBI's taxonomy places the organism in Eukaryota, Metazoa, Chordata, Mammalia, Primates, Tarsiidae. Gene Ontology annotation, molecular function: endothelin receptor activity. Gene Ontology annotation, biological process: enteric nervous system development; vasoconstriction; regulation of blood pressure. The record is from RefSeq and is a predicted model, not a curated record.
AGUGUCCUGUGUCUUCCAUGCAGCUGCUCGCAGAGGACUGGCCAUUUGGAGUCGAGAUGUGUAAGCUGGUGCCUUUCAUACAGAAGGCCUCUGUGGGGAUCACUGUGCUGAGUCUAUGUGCUCUAAGCAUUGACAGAUACCGAGCUGUUGCUUCUUGGAGUCGAAUUAAAGGAAUUGGGGUUCCAAAAUGGACAGCAGUAGAAAUUGUUUUAAUAUGGGUGGUCUCUGUGGUUCUGGCUGUCCCUGAAGCCAUAGGUUUUGAUAUGAUCUCGAUGGAACACAAUGGAAGUUAUCUGCGAAUCUGCUUGCUUCAUCCCAUUCAGAAGACAGCCUUCAUGCAGUUUUACAAGACAGCUAAAGACUGGUGGCUAUUUAGUUUCUAUUUCUGCUUGCCAUUGGCCAUCACUGCAUUUUUUUAUACCCUAAUGACCUGUGAAAUGUUGAGAAAGAAGAGUGGCAUGCAAAUUGCUUUAAAUGAUCACUUAAAGCAGAGACGGGAAGUGGCCAAAACAGUCUUUUGCCUGGUCCUUGUCUUUGCCCUCUGCUGGCUCCCCCUUCACCUCAGCAGGAUUUUGAAGCUCACUCUUUAUGAUCAGAAUGAUCCCAAUAGAUGUGAACUUUUGAGCUUUCUGUUGGUAUUGGAUUACAUUGGCAUCAAUAUGGCCUCUCUGAAUUCCUGCAUUAAUCCUAUUGCUCUAUAUUUGGUGAGCAAAAGAUUCAAAAACUGCUUUAAGUCAUGCUUAUGCUGCUGGUGCCAGUCAUUUGAAGAAAAACAGUCCUUGGAGGAAAAGCAGUCGUGCUUAAAGUUCAAAGCUAAUGAUCACGGAUAUGACAACUUCCGUUCCAGUAAUAAAUACAGCUCAUCUUGAAAGAAGGAAUAUUCACUUAAUUUCAUUUUGUAUAUUUUGGAUAGAAGUCAUUAAAGCAAAAUGAAACAUUUGCCAAAACAGAACAAAACAAAAAAACUGUAUGGUUGCACAAAAACAAUGUAAAAAUAUUAAGAGUAAUUAUUUUAA